Messenger RNA from Myiozetetes cayanensis, 3064 nucleotides. RefSeq names its product syntaphilin (gene SNPH). The record is from RefSeq and is a predicted model, not a curated record. The transcript is spliced from 4 exons. NCBI's taxonomy places the organism in Eukaryota, Metazoa, Chordata, Aves, Passeriformes, Tyrannidae. Gene Ontology annotation, cellular component: mitochondrion; cytoplasmic microtubule. Bases 1 to 1749 code for a protein of 582 amino acids. Gene Ontology annotation, biological process: neuron differentiation.
AUGCUUCAACCUCUGGCCCCAGGACCGGGCACCAGCGCCUGCAGCCGGGAGGGGAUGAUCCCCACACCUCCACCACCAGCUGCCACUUCGCAGCACGAACCCCCAGCCCAGCUUUCGGGGGGUUGCAUGGCGCUGCCCACUGCACAGCACUUCCCUGUCCGUGCAUGUGGCCCCCUGAGCGCUGCACUGCCCGUCCCUCUGUCCGUCUGUGCCACAGCCAGGAUCGACCCCACCGUCCAUCUGGGCGAAGGCAGGCAUCGCGGGGUUUAUGGACGGAGUGGCUUUGCCUCCUUCUUUAAGUCUUCAGCGCCCUCAGCCACUCGGCCUGAGACACAGCCUCUUCUCCCUGCCUCCAGGCGCCCCUCGCCCCCCGGGAGGGACACCUACGGCACCUCCUCGCUGAGCAGCAGCAGCAAUUCUGGCUCCUGCAAGGGCAGCGACAGCAGCCCCACCCCAAGGCGCUCGUCCAAGUACAACCUCUGCAGUGACAACCAUGGGAUAAAGCCACCGACGCCGGAGCAGUACCUGACCCCCCUGCAGCAGAAGGAGGUCUGCAUCCGGCACCUGAAGGCUCGCCUGAAGGACACGCAGGAGCGGCUGCAGGACAGGGACGCUGAGAUCGAGGACCUGAAGACGCAGCUGUCACGGAUGCAGGAGGACUGGAUCGAGGAGGAGUGCCACCGCGUGGAGGCCCAGCUGGCGCUGAAGGAGGCCCGCAAGGAGAUAAAGCAGCUGAAGCAGGUCAUCGACACGGUGAAGAACAACCUGCUGGAGAAGGACAAGGGCCUCCAGAAGUAUUUUGUGGACAUCAACAUCCAGAACAAGAAGCUGGAGACGCUGCUGCACAGCAUGGAGGUGGCGCAGAACGGGGCGCUGAAGGAGGAGGGGGCCGGCGAGUCGGCCGGGGGGUCCCCAGCCCGAUCCCUCACCCGCAGCUCCACCUACACCAAGCUGAGCGACCAGGGGGCCGGGGACCGCAACGUGGGGGGCUCUCAGACCAUCUCGCUGGACGAGGGGGCCGACAGUGGCUUCGUGGGGAUGGAGGAGGCUCCGGGCCACACGGACCCGCUGGAGGUGGGGGGUGAGCCUGGCAGCCGCCUGCCCCCCAGCAACACCUACGAGAAGGUGCUGGGACUGCGGGGCAGCGUGGAGGCAGGGGUGCAGGCCAGCUGCAUGCAGGAGCGGGCCAUCCAGACGGACUUUGUGCCCUGCCAGCCCGACCUGGACACCAUCCUGGAGAAGGUGAUGAAGUCCCAGGCUUGCAGCUUGGGCAGCCCCACCUCCGCCUGGGUCUCCGAAAUGGAAGACACGAUGCCCGUCCCUGAGCUCGCCAACCCCUCUGGGGCCACGGACAUGCUGGUGGCUGAGCCCGAUGCCACGACGGCGGGUAGUGGCGGUGCUGAGGGCGGUGUCCCCUGCAACCCCGCGGUGCGGCAGCCCCCCAGCGCCAGCCCCUCGGUGGCCAUCGCCUGCGUGGCGGAUGAGGAGCUGACAGAGGCGACCGGCUGCGAGAACAACCCUUCCAAGAGCUACUGGAGCCGCCACUUCAUCGUGGAUCUGCUGGCAGUGGUGGUGCCGGCGGUGCCCACGGUGGCCUGGCUGUGCCGCUCGCAGCGGCGGCAGGGCCAGCCCAUCUACAACAUCAGCUCCCUGCUGCGGGGCUGCUGCACCGUCGCCCUCCACUCCAUCCGCAGGAUGGGCUGUCGCCCCGUCGCCAGCCCUGGCCCCGGGGGCAGUGCCCAGCCCUGACCCCACCCCGAGGCCCCCACCCGCCCCCAUGGACCCGACUGCUGAUUGUAAAACCCUGGUGUGGCACUGGCGGGUGGGAAGGGGUGGAGGGGUCUGUGGGUGCAUCGGGGUGUGCUGCCCCCUCCAGCUGCUCUGUCCUGGAGGAUGGAAAGGACUGUUGUUGGAAGAGGGGCACUAAAAGUCACCCUUUGCUGAUGGACACCCCUGCCCAUGCCUCUGGCUGUGGGGGACUGCACCCACCGGGUGGGCUCUCCCUCCAUUGCACUUGCUUCUCGGUUGUCCCCAGGCUGUCCCAAGGGCCAGCCCUGACACGGGCAGUUGAUGGUAAGCAGCUGAUGGCAGCAGGGAUCACUGGGGGUGCAGUGGUUCCUUGCUCCAGGUGCAGAGUCUGUCUGUGGGCAGGGGGAUGGGGGGAUCCUGCCCAGAAACAGGAACCAGCUCCGGAGCGGUUUGGUCCAGCUGCUCAUUCCCUAGGAGAUGCUCCCCACAUGGGGAUGGAACUGUGCUGUGGCUCACGCACGGAGCGCCCCAAGGAAGCCAUGGGCUCUCCCUCCCUUUGCUUUGCACUAUAUUCACUUUUUUUUGGGUACAGACUGAAGCCUGGUUGUUGGAACUCUGGCCACCAGACAGCAGGUCCGGGGCCUCUCGUGGUUUUGGCAGCGGUGAUGCCGGUUAUCCCACCAUGUGCUGGAGCUCGGAUGCCUUUGCCGGGGUGCGGGCAGCGCCGUGCAGGCAGAGCCAAGCCCUUUGCCCCCCCGGCCCACCCAAAUUCCCGCUUUGCUGGUGGCCUCCAGAAAAAUGCCUUUUUUUUGUUGUUGCUGAGAUGCAAAGACAGCAAGGAUUGCUCAGCGGGGCUGUUGGGGCGCGGCACUCAGGGCUCCCCCGGGUGCGCCGCGCUCCCACCCCACGAAUGUCUGUGGUUUCUUCGUGACUUGAACUAACAGUGUUUUUCUCCCCACCCCAUCCCACCCCAACCCCACUCCCCCACCCACGGGUGCCACUGGCCGGGUGCCCUGGGAGGCGGUGAUGCUCCACAUGCGCCCCAUCCCGCGUGCCCCACGCUUCCCUGCAUCCCCCAUCCUCUGGCUCUGCCUGUGCUGGGGGGCAGUGGGGGCAGCAGCUCUUCCACCAGCACAGCACCAGGUGCUGGGGAAAAGAUCUGGGGAGCAGCAGUGUCCGGGCAGCUGGGGCAGGUGGAAGCGGAGCUGGGAUGUUCGCCUCUCGUGCAAUGUAUUUGUGGAUCUGUGUACACGUCUGUUAGACUAUCCAAAGCUUUGCCAAGAAAUAAAUGUAACGAUUAUAUUUGAAGGACAAA